CGCGCGCGCGCGCGCGUGUGUGUGUGUGUGUGUGUGUGUGUUUGGGUUAACUUUAGCUACAGAAGUUCUAAAGACCCAUAGAGGUCGUUUACAAUUUUCUGUCUAGUAACUGUUCUUGAAAUUGAUGCGACAAACAUUUAUGCAUGGUAUCUCUUCAUAUCCUUUUUGCAGUGCAAUUGUUUUGAACUGACAUUUGCAAAACUUUUUCAUUUAUUGUACCAAGGAUGUAAAAUAUAUUACAUGUUGUCCCUUUCAGUGUCGUUGGUGCAUACAGCUUCAUAUUUGUUGCAUUUUAUCUUUUGAUAAAUGGAAAAGUUUUACUUAUGAAACAUUCCCAUUUCAGAAUACUGGAAUAAUUUGGGCAGUUAGCCUGGCACUGUCAGUCAGGGGAUAUUGUCUGUCUCCAAGUGGCACCACAAUGCUUUGAUGUAACAAUGCAACAUUGAUUGAAACAACAUCACAACACAGCAUAAGCUGCUCUUUGUUCCCAUUCUCUCUGACCAUUACAAUGUGAAUUCUUGCCAUUUUUUAUUUUAUUAAAAAAAAUUAAUAAUAAUAAUAAUAAUAAUCAUUUUAAAGUUGUAUUUUAAUGAACCAAAUAGUUUUUGCACAUUAUUUAUUUAUUUUCUGUGGAGUUAUUUGUUGUGGUAAAUCAAGGGGAGUGUGGUCUUUACAGUCCACUGCUUAUUGUCCUUUCCAUUUACUGUGUGUGUCUGAUGCACUGUGUUCCUGGGACAAAGACAGGAUUGUUUGUGCUCGGUAGAGUUGUUUGAGCAUGACAAUUAUUGUAUUAUAUCUGGCUUUUGAGGCUGAGCUUUUUCAUGCUUCCUACCCAAUUCAUAAUUCAAGAAAUGUAUCAAUGUUAUGAAAUUGUUUAUGACAAGGUCUAGCAAAUGUAUUAAUUUUUCAAGAUUUUAGUACAUUCAUAAUAGGUAUAAAGAUUUUUGUGACAGAGUUUAGAGCUGUGACUCUCUGCAGUGAUUAAGAGAUUUUGCAUGAUUUAUUUAUUACCUUAUUUAUGUCUUCCUGUACCUAAAAAAGUAACAUAUUUUGACACUUUCAAAAAUUGGAAAUGUGUCUAGCUUUUUUUCCUGUUCAGUUUUUGCUAUUUUCCACAGUAACCACUAGAGGGACUCAUUUCUCUAUAUACAUCUUAAUAAAGGCCAACGUAUGACACCAAAAACUAGGUGUCAGAUAAAUGAUGCUCUUUCUUUAUCAUCCCCUCUCUUUAUCGUGAAGCUGAGUUUUGUGUCACUGUUGCUUACACAUACUUUUACUCAUGUAUGGACUGCAGGGGAACAGAUGGACAAACAUUUGCAUUACUUUAUAAAUAGCGACGUUGCUAGAAUGAACUAUUAACCCCUCAGGUGAACACAGACCUGCUCUAACGGUGGGUGUCCUACAGAGAUGAAUGGGAGCUUGAGGCAAAAAUGCCCCCCAAAUUCAACAUAACACUGCAAACCAAUUAAGCCAAAACGAUUACGGCUCUCAUGAUUAGUGAAAUGUGAAAAUGAAUAAAACGUGUCGAUUGCGGCUUUACAUUUGGAUAUGCGCUAGUUUCUUUAAAAAUUUCCUUUUACUGUUGUUUUUUGCAGCGUUGAUCGCUUCAACCAAUCAAACAAGUAUUUGUUGAGCACAUGGAUGCAACCGCCAAUCAGAGACGUUUAGAUUAGUCAUCGAUGAAGGCUGUGGGGAUGAAGACGACAACUCCCAUGAUUCCACACUAAGUCAUGGCGUCAUCAAAUUACUCCUUUGUUUCUUUGUUUUGUUUUGAAUACGCGCCCUCUAGCAGCGAAAAAUUACAUAUUGUGCCUUUAAGCAGUAUUUAAUAGUCUGAUGUCAUGUCAGGCUUUAGUUGGCCUACCACUUUGGCAAAGUAAAGAUGGCUUUUGUUGAUGCUGAUCAAAUUUUAUUGGCAACAGAAUACAGUUUUCUGAUUGAUUCAUUGAAUUAAUUAAUUGAUUAAAUGUAAAUAUUCAACAUAAAAAAACAUAAAUACAUUUAUAAAAAAAUCUCCCUUUGUAUACAAAUGUAAAAAAAAAAAAAAAAAGAAAUGUUCCAAGAAAUCACUUUCAUGGUGCAAAUAUUGCCCUUUAAAGUUGGUUUCUGACUGUCCAAUUAUGCAAUGUCACUGUGAAAUCAUAAAUUACAGAGAAGGCCAGUUCAUCUGUAAUCUAAAUGUGGCGAGGGCUCUUGGUUUACAGAAUUAAGGAAUUCAGUGUAAGUGUGUAUUUUUGUAAUUUAGUUGUAAAUUAACUGGACAAGCUUGACAGCGGUGCAUGUUCUAAACACUCAAACGUGCCCUUUAACCUGUUGCAGGGGCACUGGUUUGAGUGUUUGGUGUAUUUUCAGGAUGGGGCGAGGGGGAUGAUUAUAUCAAAAAUGAUAUAUUUAGGUCAUAAUUUAUCUGAUGUAAGAUAUGGUGUGUUGUUACAAAAAAGUUCAUUGUGGGUGUGUAUUGAGUGCAUGUGACAGCCUUCCCUUCAUGUUUUAAAUAGAGCCGUCUUUUUGUUUGGCUUCAAACGACCAAUUACUCAAUGCAGCACUCUUGGCUUUCUGACAGCAUGAAUGCAGCAGUGUUUGUUUGAAACAUACCUAAAAACCUUUCACACACUUUUUACCUCAGAAGAGUCAUCUGAGCAUGUGAUGCGCAACACGUGACGCGUAAGCUUUGGCAAUUCUUCAAAUUAUUCAACUUUUUUUUUUUUGUUCAGUUUUGUUUAGAUAUGUCUCGCUUUAUUUUACUACUGCAUGUGGCUCUUGUUCUACUGCCGUCUGUUGUUCAAUAUCUAAACAGAUAUGUUGUCUCCUACAUGAAAAUAGAAAGGAAUGUUUUAAAAGGAAAAUAUAAAUGUCAUUUAUUAGAUAACAAAGCAAGUUUAGGCAAGACCACACACCAUGGUGAUCCCAUAAUUACAGAUUAUUCUUUGUUGUUAUGAAUUUGACACACAAAGUAAAUGGUCUUAAGAUAAUUAUAAAUAUAUAGGCUACACAUAAUUCAGAUCUGAUGAAAUGUUGUAUGAUGAAAUAUAGAAGCGUAUUACAGUAAUACACUGAAUUUAAAUGCUUAUCUUUCUUGACCUGUAUAUCUUGUUGUUACAUCAUGGUUAUGUAUUUCUAUAUUUUCCAGUAUUGUUUGUAAAUGUCAUAGUAAAUAAUAUUGAUGCCAAACGAAUGAAUUCUGCGUGUGAGUGUGUGUGAGUGUGUGUGUGUACAGCUCCAAAGUCCCAAGUCCAAGACAAAUUUCACUUUAGGGUGACGGUAUUAUUCUAAAAGUCAUGUUGACAUGGUGUCAUUGUGCAGGUAAUGGUUACUUGUACGUGAAGUUUCAGUGUGGGUGUAGAUGAGCAAUCGUCUCCAGUGGGGCGUGGCCUGUACCUGUAUAAAUGAAAGCAUGUCUGGAAUGUCAUUCAUUGCAUUGACCAACACAAAGACGGCACAAACAAAACGAACUUGCCAUGCAGAACUCAAUAGCACAGUGCUUUCUCCUUUCUGUUGGGGCUGUUAUUUUUAGCUCUUGUCUGACAGAGUCUACAGCUCAACGGGGGCAUGAGGAAACGUACAAGGGCCUGCAGCUUGAGGCUCUGAAGAGCAUUAUUCUGGAGUACCUCGGGAUGGAUACACCACCCGGGCCUGGUGGAAGAGCUUCUCAUCAGGACCUGGUCAGGAUGUACCGUCAGUAUAGGAGAAUGGGAUACUUGCUUAAGGGCAACUCCAGUGAGGAACAGGAGCCUCAGCCUGCAAGAAGAGCCUCUACGGUGCUCUUUCCUAAAACAGUACAGCUUCUGAAUUCUUCCGUGGAUUCCCGGCAGCAGUGGUUCAGAGCUGUUUUCUACAAAAACUCACGCAUUAAAACUGGAGUCCACCUUAAACAUGCAAGGCUGCAAAUUAAGAGACCACACACGGACCAAAUUACACCAGGCCAGCCAUGGCUCUCAAAAGACGUUGUGGUUAGAAUCCAUAAACCUCCUGGUUUUCAUACAGAGACUGUAUUUCACGCGGGGGACUUGAGCUCUCGGGAUGUUACGUUGGAUUUGACAUUUGCGGUUAAGAAGUGGCUUAAGGACACCAGUGCUGAGCUUUUAGUUGUUGAAAUUUGCCUCCUUAAAAAACAAGAAGUGAGUACACAAUCCACGCCUCAGCUUGUUUUACAACUUGACCAAGUAGUGAGGAGAAGAAACAAGAGAGCUCUGUCUACUAGAGAGGAAAGCGUUGAGGAUGAAGUUCACUGCAGGCGAAAGUCUUUAAAUGUUUCCUUCAAAGACAUCGGCUGGUCAGACUGGGUUAUUGCUCCCUCGGGCUACACUAUGCACUACUGUGAUGGUUCCUGCCCGCAUAAUUAUAAACCUGCUAGUAUGCAUACGCAGGUGAAGUCUCGCCUGCAUCUCUUGUCUAAGGGAACGACACCUGGGCCUUGCUGCGUACCAGCUGCAUAUGAGCCAAUGGUUCUCAUGCACUAUGACAGCCGUGGAAAGUUGAAGCUCACGCCUUUCAACGAUUUGAUAGUUAGUAAAUGCCACUGUGCAUGAACAGCACUGGCACUGGUUAUCUACAGAACAUUAUAUUCUCAAAAGAGAAGAUGAAAAGGAGGCAAAAUAUCUAGCUGAUAAAAUGCAAAUCAAUAUGGUUGCAUUCCUUUGGUUUAUAUAAUAGUUUGGUUUCUUAAGGAAACCCGAUGCCUGCUUUCUGCAUAACACUGAAAUGUUGAAUGGGUACUGUAGUUCCAUGUGAUUGACUUAUUGGAAUAUCAAGUUAUUUAUUGUAAUUUAUUUGAAAUGUUUUUGUACUCGUUUGUUGCUGUGUUGUGAAUGAUUCAAGAAACCUUUUGUAUUUUUGAAAGAAUGUUAAUAAAGUAUAUUGUUUUAAGGAAA
Molecule: messenger RNA, 4871 nt
Organism: Cyprinus carpio (common carp)
Lineage: Eukaryota; Metazoa; Chordata; Actinopteri; Cypriniformes; Cyprinidae
Product: bone morphogenetic protein 4
Biological process (GO): SMAD protein signal transduction
Cellular component (GO): extracellular region
Molecular function (GO): cytokine activity; growth factor activity
Source: RefSeq, a predicted model, not a curated record